Molecule: messenger RNA, 1278 nt
Organism: Indicator indicator
Lineage: Eukaryota; Metazoa; Chordata; Aves; Piciformes; Indicatoridae
Gene: FOXI3
Product: forkhead box I3
Exons: 2
Coding region: 1-1278 (425 amino acids)
Biological process (GO): cell differentiation; anatomical structure morphogenesis; regulation of transcription by RNA polymerase II
Molecular function (GO): DNA-binding transcription factor activity, RNA polymerase II-specific; RNA polymerase II cis-regulatory region sequence-specific DNA binding
Source: RefSeq, a predicted model, not a curated record
AUGAGCGCCGGUGAGUUGCAGCCCAGAGCCUCGGCGCCGGCGGCCGCCCCCGCGCCCCCGCAGCCCCGCAGCGCCCAGGAAGCCCCCGACAUGGCCGUGUACUGCAGCGAGAACUUCAGCGUCUACCCCCAGCCCAGUCUCCACCCGCCCGGCGCCGCUGCCGCCGCCGCGGCCGCCGCAGCAGCAGCCGCCGCCGCCGCCGCCUCCUCGGGGCAGCGGGCGGGCGGCUACGCGCUGGGGGACUACGGGGCGCCCGCCAACGCCGGCUACCUGUGGGGCAUGAACAGUCCCGCGCCCUACCUGCAGGGCCCGCCCGGCUCCGCUGCCGCCGCGGCCCCCUUCCUGCCGCCGGCCUCGUACGGCUGCUCCCGGGGCGGGCAGCUGGUGGGCUCGCCCUCGGCGCCCGGCUCGCCGUCGGCGGGCGGCGCGGAGCUGAGCUGGCUGAGCCUGGCCAGCCAGGAGGAGCUGCUGAAGCUGGUGCGGCCGCCCUACUCGUACUCGGCGCUGAUCGCCAUGGCCAUCCAGAGCGCCCCCGAGAGGAAGCUCACCCUCAGCCACAUCUACCAGUACGUGGCCGAGAACUUCCCCUUCUACAAGCGCAGCAAGGCGGGCUGGCAGAACAGCAUCCGCCACAACCUCAGCCUCAACGACUGCUUCCGCAAGGUGCCCCGCGACGAGGACGACCCUGGGAAGGGAAACUACUGGACCUUAGAUCCCAACUGUGAGAAGAUGUUUGACAAUGGGAACUUUCGCCGCAAACGCAAGCGGCGCUCCGAGCCCAGUGCCCCCGCGGCCACCUCUGCGGCCUCCUCUCUGGGGGGCCUGAAGGCCGAGGAGGAACGAUCCAUCCCCAUCACAGGCAAGCCCUGUGGGAGCAGCCCACCCCCAGAGCUGGACCCCUCGCCUUCUGCCAGGGACCAUCCGAAAAGCUCCUCUCCCUCCAGUAUCAUUUCAUCCACCCCCAGCUGCCUCAGCACCUUCUUCAGUGGCAUGAGCUCCCUGAGCAGCGGAGGCGGCCGGCUGACAGGGGGGCUUGGCAGUGAUCUGCACCACAGGAACUUCUCUGCUGGGCAGCUGAGCAGUGGCACUUUCACCCCUUCCAGCAGCUCUUCUCAGGAGAUGCCAUCACCGGAGCAGCUGCAGCGGGUUGCAGGACCUUCCCCUGCCUACUACAGCUCCUUCCACCCCAGCAGCAGCAGCCAGGGAGCCCAGUACAACCACUACUACAACUUCACGGUGAACAGCCUCAUCUACACCCGGGAUGGAACAGAGGUGUAA